This is a messenger RNA of Trypanosoma brucei brucei TREU927, 1500 nucleotides long. RefSeq names its product protein kinase, putative. The coding region runs from base 1 to 1500 and encodes 499 amino acids. Gene Ontology annotation, biological process: protein phosphorylation. The record is from RefSeq and is a predicted model, not a curated record. Gene Ontology annotation, molecular function: protein kinase activity; ATP binding. NCBI's taxonomy places the organism in Eukaryota, Euglenozoa, Kinetoplastea, Trypanosomatida, Trypanosomatidae. The transcript has a single exon.
AUGGCCAUCGCUCCCGCCCUCCGUGAUAUGUUGGAGCGGAAUACCAUUCCACGCCGCCAACUCUUGGGAAGAAGAUAUCAUGUAGUGACUGAUAUUGGCAAAGGAAUGUUCAGUGAGGCUUUUCUGGUAGAGGACAAGCAGGCAGGCGGGGCACUGGCGGUGGUGAAGUCUUCAAGGAUCGCGCAGGGAAAUGCAGAGGGAAUGAAUAGGGAGCAACAGCUGCGUCUGGCCAUUUCCGAGGCCCGCAUUAUGGCUAUGUUCAAUGACGACGGCGUUGUACGACUCUUGGACUUCUGGUGCGAAGAUGGAAUUGAUAGCAUUUGUUUCUUAAUGGAAUAUUGUGCAGGGGGGGACCUAGAGGCGUACCUGAGGCUCCGGUACCCACUUGCUGAGGGCCUUCUUCUGGUUUUCUUCGUACAGUGUCUCCUUGCUGUGGCGCACAUUCACACAAAGGGAGUCAUCCACCGGGACCUCAAACCCGCCAACAUAUUGGUCGCAGAGGGGGACAGUGGCAAUACCGUACCAACCUUAAAAUUGACGGAUUUCGGUCUUAGUGCCAUGAACAAUGCCGGCACCGCAUUGGAGGAGCUCUCCCUCGUCGGCACACCACUGUACAUGUCGCCCGAAGUUAUACAACAUGGAGCAUGUGUCUUUGGAAGUGAUGUGUGGAGUCUCGGUGUUGUCUUCUACCGCCUUAUAACAAAUGAACAGCCAUUCAAUGCAUUGAACCAAAGGGCGUUGCACUUCAGUAUCGUCAACACCCAGCCACCCCAUCCAUGUAGUGUAGCGAAGCACUACUCACGCGAGCUCGGCGAUCUCGUCAUGGUAAUGCUGGAGAAGGACAUCGCGAAACGACCAACCGCGCGAUACCUCAUCGCCUCGCCACUCUUUGAACGAGUCCUGCAGCGGUCCCCGUGGCGCAGUCGACCACUGCGUGGUGCCACAUGUCUCUUCGUGUGUCGUACCGACCGAACGGUAAACAUCUUAGCGGAACCGCACUUUAGUGCCCCCAUUGUGGCGACACUUGGCUUCGGGGAACACGUGUUUGUUUCGAAUCGGUUGUGCGUUCGCACGGUGUUGAAACAGUGUAGCGUCACAGGAGCCGUGACUCGUGCCUUUACGUGGCUUCCGCCGCAGGCAAGCAACGGUGGAAAUGGACGCAGUGACGGCGGUGGCGGCUCAAACCCCCAUGCCUUAAACCCUUUCGAAUGUUCCCACCGACCAGUCGCCAGGCCGCCGAGGACGAUGCAAGUUACUGGUGAGGGUAUUCUUUUGUGGUACCGUGUGGUUGGGCCGCGGGAGGGGUACUGCGCCCCGUCCGAGUGCGGGAGGAAUUUGCUCUGGCAUGUACAUAACUACACUCCCUGUGGCCCGCUGCCCACUCAUCCUGCCCCUGUGACAACGAAUCUCCCGCGGCCAGUGAGCCCGGGGUCACCGGACAAGAAACAAACUUGGACCAUAGGGCAAAUAAUUUCAUCAUUGUUUGGCGCACAUGGCUGA